CAGUAUCGAAGCUAAUCAGCAAUAUGUUGCGAUUUUCCGGAGCGUGUCGAGCGAACAUCGACGAAAUUGCUAACCACUGUUGGCUAAAUUAUGAUAAAAAUAUGCCUGCUAUCCAGGAUCUUCCCGAAAACAAGGUACAUUUUCAUUUCAAGCGAAUUUUUGCUAAAGCAAUAUGUUUCAAAUUAGCACACGGUUUUCACACCUACAAAGCGGAGCAAGUACUUCUAGUUAAAUGCUUUGUGUCUCAUAAUUAAUC
This is a messenger RNA of Gongylonema pulchrum, 256 nucleotides long. Lineage: Eukaryota; Metazoa; Nematoda; Chromadorea; Rhabditida; Gongylonematidae. The record is from the annotation of a GenBank genome assembly.